AUGGUUUUAUCAAAGAACUCCGGCGAGUUUUUGGUUAGAACGGUUAAAGAGGAUGGUACGAAAACGUGGGAGCCAGCUGCCAAGGCCGCCAUCAAGAAAAACUUGAAGAAAUACGAAGCGGAACUCAAGAAGGCAGAAAAGGCUGCUGGACGAGCGAAGGAACAGGAAGCUGCUUCUCACGCAGCUUUGGAGGAGGCUAAAAAGAUCACUUUCUCGAUGGAUGAGUCGCUACCUGCAGCUACACUUGUGAAGAUCUCCGAAUGUGUAAAACACCGUGACCAACGCGUACAUUUGAAAGCAUGGGUGCAUCGAUUACGAAGGCAAGGAAAGGCGCUUAUGUUCUGGGUGCUUCGGGACGGCUCUGGUUACCUUCAAUGUGUUCUUAGUGACCUUCUGUGUCAAAGUUACGAUGCGGUUACAUUAAGUACAGAGAGUUCGGUUGAGGUUUAUGGUACUAUCAAAAAGGUACCUGAAGGAAAGCAAGCACCAGAUGGUCAUGAAUUGAUAGUGGAUUAUUGGCAACUGAUAGGAUCUGCCCCAGCCGGUGGCAUUGACAACGUCCUCAAUGAGGAAGCUGGAGUAGAAGUAAUGCUCGAUAACAGGCAUCUCGUAAUUCGUGGUGAGAAUGCGUCUCGCAUUUUGCGCAUAAGAGCCGCAGCGACACGGGCAAUGCGAGAACACUUCUAUCAUGCCGGCUAUACUGAAGUUUGUCCGCCAACACUUGUGCAAACUCAGGUGGAAGGUGGAGCAACUUUGUUCGCUCUUGAUUUCUUCGGUGAGCAGUCGUACCUCACGCAGUCAUCCCAAUUGUACCUCGAGACCUGCAACGCCUCACUUGGAGAUGUGUACUGCAUCGCACAGUCAUAUCGUGCUGAAAAAUCACGAACACGUCGACAUCUGGCCGAAUAUGCUCAUGUCGAGGCGGAGUGUGCAUUUAUCACUUUUGAUGAGUUGAUGGAUCGCAUAGAGGACAUUGUUUGUGACACGGUUGAUCGGCUUCUUUCGGAUCCGUCUGUCAAAACUCUUAUCGAUCAUGUCAACCCGGUUCGUGCAACUCAUGUCUUAGUACUUGACUUUCAUGGCUUCUCGGUGAAUUACGGCAUAUCGCUAUGUGGUGAAGUAAGAGUUAUUAAGUAG
Molecule: messenger RNA, 1137 nt
Organism: Ostertagia ostertagi
Lineage: Eukaryota; Metazoa; Nematoda; Chromadorea; Rhabditida; Trichostrongylidae
Source: the annotation of a GenBank genome assembly